AACAAAGUUGAUGUAUCGGUAGGUUGUGUGCACCAUGCUUUGGUAACUAGAGACUAUCGUGAACGGGAGACGGAGAGCAAGUCCAAGCUAAAUUUGACGUCUUAUUCCACCGUUGCAACGAUUGGGCAAUCGCCAUCAAACACUGUGACAGGGAACAAUGAUAGGCGGAUGGAUAAGGACGCCGACGACACUGCGUCGCCGCUGUCCUCGACUACUGCGAGACCCAAGUUGUUAAACUCUGAGCCAGAUAUUCGACAGGAUGCGGCGAUAACCCAUAUCCAGUCUUCAGAGGUCGUCGCGAUCUCAACGACUUCCAUACAGACUUCGAGCCAUGGCUCGACUCGAAGCAGCGAAUGUUCCUGCCAACAACCAUCCCAGACUCACUCUUCCAGCGCGAUGAGCAUACCACCGAUGCACGAUGGUCCCCACAUACUUCCCCCUGCGUUCGACGGGGUACCCGAGUCUUGUAAUUGUUCCUGCGUGUCACUUGUAAUUGCUCCCAUUGUCUCACACAAGAGUGACCCCCAGUCAGUGGUAGCCAGUGGCGCCGUCGAAAAAUCGGUUUCAAACGCCGAUGACUGUCCUGCGCCAUGUGCUGAAGGAACUGCAAGUGUGAAAACGUGCCAAGAAGAUUACACGCACGUAGAGCCAGCAGUCAUAUCACCUUCUCAUACCGUUGUUCAACAUUCUACGACAUGUGAUUCGUGUACCGUCCAGACCCCAUUUCAGGCGGAGAAUCAAGACAAUCCUUCCUCUGCCACUGAUGCGAGGUGCUGUGGUGCACGGGAGUCCGUGGAUUGCAUGGUCCCGAUACCCGCGACGUCAGAUGCCUGUGGGUCAAGUGCGGUUAUCGUCACGCCCAACUGUUGUCCCUCGGUUGAUCAUCAGUCGACGUGCAACGCUGCAUCCGAUUGCACCCGUGAGAGUUGCAACCUCCCUUGAUGACGGACCCGUACCACUGUCAGUAAAACUACGCCGGAAUAUUACAUAGAAAGAAAUCUUGGUCCUUGGAUAUGGGUGUUGAGGAAAACGAGACGAGUGUGAGGAGGACAGUAUAGUGGGAUCAGUGGAUGUUGUGCCUAGAUAAAUUGGGUUUAGUCAAAGUUACCAGUGCAACGAUAUGCUUGUGAAUCGAUUUCUUGUUCGUAACCCACUGAUCGUGGACCGACGGCCUUCAAUAUGUUGAACUUGAAUACAC
This is a messenger RNA of Suillus clintonianus, 1198 nucleotides long. RefSeq lists its product as uncharacterized. The transcript is spliced from 4 exons. The record is from RefSeq and is a predicted model, not a curated record. NCBI's taxonomy places the organism in Eukaryota, Fungi, Basidiomycota, Agaricomycetes, Boletales, Suillaceae. The coding region runs from base 169 to 942 and encodes 257 amino acids.